Phoenix dactylifera (date palm) is the source of this 469-nucleotide messenger RNA. Lineage: Eukaryota; Viridiplantae; Streptophyta; Magnoliopsida; Arecales; Arecaceae. The record is from RefSeq and is a predicted model, not a curated record.
UCUUCAUGCAAACACGGAGAAAGUCCUUAUGAAACACCGUGGUGGCAUCCCCCGAUGGUUUGCCAUUGUAUUCCCGGGCAUGCUUGAGCUGGCGAUGGCUAAAGGCUUGAAGGUCUUUCCUCAAGGCUACACAAGAGCCGUGGAAGAUGUCUUCAAUGAAAGGGACAAAAUUUUCAAAACGCAAGAAGCAUCCUGCGGUGGUCACCAUCUUCCACUUCUACUGUACCUCGAGGCCUUGCCAGGAAUCUACCGAGGGAAGCAUGAAGAUAUUCUUAAGCAUAAGAGAGAAGAUGGGUCCUUGUUCCAUUCUCCGUCUGCAACUGCUUGUUCCUUCAUGAUCACUGGAGAUAGAGAUUGCAAGGACUAUUUGGAAGCCAUGGUCCAAAGAUGCGGUCAUGGAGUGAGUUCUAAAAUAGCGAUAGAUCCGAAAGAUGGUAUUUACUUUGUCUCUACAUCACUACAACAAUAA